This is a messenger RNA of Puntigrus tetrazona (Sumatra barb), 1610 nucleotides long. It is a transcript of the gene pdlim1, whose product is annotated as PDZ and LIM domain 1 (elfin). The coding region runs from base 147 to 1115 and encodes 322 amino acids. The record is from RefSeq and is a predicted model, not a curated record. Gene Ontology annotation, molecular function: muscle alpha-actinin binding; actin binding. Gene Ontology annotation, biological process: muscle structure development; actin cytoskeleton organization; heart development. The transcript has 7 exons. Gene Ontology annotation, cellular component: Z disc; filamentous actin; adherens junction. NCBI's taxonomy places the organism in Eukaryota, Metazoa, Chordata, Actinopteri, Cypriniformes, Cyprinidae.
UCCCGAGGAAGCUCCGCCCAGGUAGAGUCUCUUCAAAGUGAACGCCCUGUCCCGCUACACUUACUUCAAACUGCUGCGUUCACAGCGCGUUUUACACUGCACUAGUUUGGCAUAUCCAGACUUUUAGGCUACGUCUUGGAAGUAUAAUGCCUUCACGAGUCGUUUUACAAGGUCCCGGACCGUGGGGCUUCCGUCUGGUCGGGGGAAAAGAUUUCGAACAACCUCUGACUAUCUCGAGGGUGACCCCAGGAAGCAAAGCGGCACAAGCUGACCUUUGUAUGGGGGACAUGAUCCUGGCCAUAGACGGAGAGUCAACAGACGGCAUGACUCACCUGGAAGCACAGAAUAAAAUCAAAGCUUGCGUGGAGGAAAUGGUGCUUUCCAUUGACAGAUCAGAAUCGAAAAUGUGGUCCCCACUGGUCACUGAAGAAGGAAAGACCAAUCCAUACAAGAUGAAUCUGGCCAAUAAAGAAACACAGGAGGUGAAACAUAUAGGCUCUGCUCAUAACAGGAGCGCCAUGCCUUUCAAUUCUGGCAGUCCAAGGGUGGUCACCAACAUGUACAAUAACCCCUCUGGCCUGUAUUCAUCUGAGAACAUUAAGAGUUUUAACACUGCAGUGGAUGAUGUCCAGACGACUUCUGCCUCCAGUGAAGCCAGCAGGAACCCAGAUCCUUGUAGAACUGGCCAGCCAAAACCUGCAGUGACUGCAGACUCUGAGGUGUACAAAAUGCUGCAGGAGAAUCAAGAAUCCAGCGAGCCCCCUCGCCAGUCUGCUUCCUUUAAAGUUUUGCAGGAGAUCCUGGAAACCGGUGAUGCAGAUAAACCCUCAGGCUUCAGAAGUGUCAAGCCUCCCACCACAAAAAUUGGAUCCUCGGUUGGAAAUCCCGAAAAGCUCUCUCUUUGUGACAAAUGUGGUUCAGGGAUUGUAGGAAUGAUGGUCAAGCUUCGAGAUAAGUUUCGCCACCCAGAAUGCUACGUCUGCACAGACUGCGGGAUCAAUCUUAAGCAGAAAGGACACUUUUUUGUUGAGGACAAGAUCUACUGCGAGAAACACGCGCGUGAACGCGUCACUCCUCCAGAGGGUUAUGAUGUCGUCACCGUUUUUCCGAAGUAGAAUGUUUCCCAUGUUCUACUAUUAAACUGCACAUUCCCUUAUAGUCUUCCAGUGGGGCUGCUUUGUUGCCAAUAUGAAUGUUCGUGAAAACUCUUACAUACUCAGAAGUGCGUAGAUAUAAAUGGACUUUGGCAACAGUAAUCAAGAAAUUGUGAUUAGACAUCACCUGAAUAUGUGAAUGUAGAGUCUAUCCCGAUUAAGUGCUAUUCUUACCAUACAUUCCAAUGUCGUCUUCAUUCCGUGCGUUUAUCUCAUUGCGUAAAAGGCUCGUUUUAUUGGUGCUAGGGUAUCUUAAGACCUCUUAUUGCAUUUGCAGAUUUUCAUAGAAAGUUUUAAACCGAUAAGUGAAAUGUUUGAAAUCACGGUUGUAUUCCCCACGCACACCAGUAUGUAAAAACUGUUCCAUGUUUGUAUAUUGUCUUUUUGGAUAUUUUUGUAUGAAAAUAAAUGUUCAGCCUUGCAAAAAAAAAAUAAACUGUUGCAUAUCCAUUGUUA